Cynocephalus volans (Philippine flying lemur) is the source of this 1629-nucleotide messenger RNA. Its product is annotated as zinc finger protein 415-like. Lineage: Eukaryota; Metazoa; Chordata; Mammalia; Dermoptera; Cynocephalidae. The record is from RefSeq and is a predicted model, not a curated record. Gene Ontology annotation, biological process: regulation of transcription by RNA polymerase II. Gene Ontology annotation, molecular function: DNA-binding transcription factor activity, RNA polymerase II-specific; RNA polymerase II cis-regulatory region sequence-specific DNA binding.
AAAAUAGCAAGAAAAUCAAAUGGGUGGGAAUGGACCAAAAGUGUCAACACAGAUAUCUCUCCUAAAUGUGUGAUCAAGGAAUUACCACCACAAGGGAAAAGUAAUAGAGGAGAAGUAUUUCACCUGGUGAUGUUGGAAGGACAUGAAAGCCAUGACUUCAAAAAUUUUUGCUUCAGGGAAAUCCAGAAAAAUAUACAUGACUUUGAGUGUCAGUGGAGAGAUGAUGAAAGAAAUUACAACAGAGUCCCUAUGACCCAAAAAGAAAAUCUUGCUGUUAGAAGAAACCAACAUGAUAGAAGGGAUGCAAGAAACAAGCCUGUUAAAAAUCAGCUUGGAUUAGUCUUUCAGUCACAUCUACCUAGAAUGCAGCUAUUUCAAUCGGAAGGGAAAAUUUAUAAAGGUAAUCAAGUUGAGAAGUCUAUCACCAAUGGUUUCUCAGUUUCGCCAACCCAAAGAAUUUCUCCUAGUGUCAAAAUCCAUAUUUCUAAAAAAUAUGGGACUGAUGUUUUCUAUUCUUCAUCAUUCACACAAGAACAGAAAGCACAUAUUAGGGAAGAACCUGACAAACAUAAUGAGUAUGGCAAAGCCUUUAAUCAUGAUUCACUCAUCACUUUACGUUACAUAAUGCAUUCCAGAGAGAAACAGUAUAAAUGUGAUAUAUGUGGCAAGGUUUUCAGUUGCAAUUCAUGCCUUGCACUACACCAGAGAAUUCAUACUGGAGAAAAACCUUACAAAUACAAUGAAUGUGACAAGGUCUUUAGUCGCAAUUCAUGCCUUGCUGUACAUCAGAAAAUUCAUACUAGAGAGAAACCUUACAAGUGUAAGGAGUGUGGCAAAGCCUUUAUUGUGAGAUCAACGCUUAAUAACCAUCAGUUAAUCCAUACUGGAGAAAAAUCUUACAAAUGUAAUGAAUGUAGCAAGGUUUUCAGUCAAGCUUCAAGUCUUGCAAUUCAUCAGAGAAUUCAUACUGGAGAGAAACCUUACAAGUGUAAUGAGUGUGGCAAAGUCUUCAGUCAAUCUUCAAGCCUUGCACGUCAUCAGAAAAUUCAUACUGGAGAGAAGCCUUACAAAUGUAAUGAAUGUGGCAAGGUCUUCAGUUACAGUUCACAUCUUGCAAGUCAUCAGACAGUUCAUACUGGAGAAAAACCUUACAAGUGUAAUGAGUGCAAAGUCUUCAGUGUGCAUUCAAACCUAGCCACUCAUCAGGUAAUUCAUACUGGAGAGAAACCUUACAAAUGUAAUGAGUGCAGCAAAGCCUUUAGUGUACAUUCAAGCCUAGCUACUCAUCAGGUAAUCCAUACUGGAGAAAAACCUUACAAAUGUAAUGAGUGUGGCAAAUCCUUUAAUGUGCGCCUAAACCUCACUAGACAUCAGUUAAUUCACACUAGAGAGAAACUUUAUAAAAGUAAUCAAUAUGGCAAGGUCUUCAGUCAGAGUUCAAACCUUGCCAGUUACAACAGAACCCAUACUACAGAGAAAACUUACAGAUGUAAUGAGUGUGGUAAGGUCUUCAGUCAUAAUUCAUUCCUCAUAAAACAUCAGAGAGUUCAUUCUAGAGAUUCUUACAAAUACAAUGAGUAUGAGAAACCCUUCAUCAUGAGCUCAAGCAUUAAUCAACAUCAGAGAUGA